Brenthis ino (lesser marbled fritillary) is the source of this 399-nucleotide messenger RNA. NCBI's taxonomy places the organism in Eukaryota, Metazoa, Arthropoda, Insecta, Lepidoptera, Nymphalidae. The record is from the annotation of a GenBank genome assembly.
AUGAAACGAUCACACAAAACUCGAUUAAAAGUCCAGGGCGGCAAAUUUAGAACCGAGUCACUGGUUACGUUAGUAGAUAACGAGGACGGCGUGGUGGUGCGCGGCCUGCGCGUGAGCGGCGCGCGCUGGGCCGGCGCGCUAUACCCCGCCGCCGCCGCCGACGCGCCGCACGCGCCCGCGCCGCCGCUGCUGCUGCGAUACGUGCCCACGGAGGAUGCGGCCACGGCGGACGCGGUGGACGCGGAGGCGGGCGGCGCGCUGCAGCUGUGCGUGUACGCGAGCGCGGCGCGCGAGGCGGAGCUGGCGCGCGUGCGGGCGCCACUGCACGCGCAGUACGCCGCGCGCGCCGCGCUGCUGCACGCGCCCGCGCUGCACGUGGCCGCCCACGGCCGGGGCCAG